UUCACCCCAAGCUCUAUUCAGUUUGUUUAUUUUUAGCUGAUGCUGUAAAAUCCUUUCUUCUCUCAAACCAUGGAGAUAUCAACAAUGUCUUCUUCAAGAUUUGCGAUUGAUACACGAAUGGUAGUAAAACCCGUUUCAACAAGAAGAAGCCUAAAUUUCUCUAACAGAAUCUCAGCAAAAGCUACUUCUUUAAAGAGCAAUUUCAGUGUCCCAUUUGUUGGAGGAAGUAUUUCUACUGAUUUCUCUGGUCAGAAAAUUCGUCCUGUUUCUCUUAAUCCAUUAUCUACUGGUUCUCGUGGGAAAAGAGGUGUUGUCACCAUGGUUAUUCCAUUUCUUAGAGGAAAUGCAUGGGAACAACCACCUCCAGAUCUAGCAUCGUACUUGUACAAGAAUCGAAUUGUGUACAUGGGCAUGUCGCUUGUUCCUUCUGUGACUGAGUUGAUUCUUGCAGAAUUUCUGUAUCUUCAGUAUGAGGAUGAUAAGAAGCCAAUAUACCUUUACAUAAACUCAACUGGUACAACCAAGGGGGGAGAAAAGUUAGGUUAUGAGACAGAGGCAUUUGCAAUCUACGAUGUUAUGAGAUAUGUUAAACCACCUAUUUUUACACUUUGUGUUGGUAAUGCAUGGGGAGAAGCUGCACUGCUUUUAGCUGCAGGUGCCAAAGGAAACCGUUCUGCUCUUCCUUCAUCAACAAUUAUGAUGAAACAGCCAAUUGCAAGGUUUCAAGGUCAGGCAUCAGACAUUGAGCUUGCAAGAAAGGAAGUAAAAAACGUUAAGACAGAGUUGGUCAAACUCUAUGCAAGACAUACAGGCAAAACAGCUGAACAGAUUGAAGAGGAUAUCCAGCGACCAAAAUAUUUCAGUCCUACUGAAGCCGUUGAAUACGGUCUCAUCGAUAAGGUAUUGUACAACGAAAGAGGCCGCGAAGACCGUGGAGUCAUUUCUGACCUAAAAAAGGCUCAGCUUAUUUAAGGGUAUUACACUACCAGAAAAUAGACCAUGGAUACUGUUGACUGACGUCUCACCUAGAACGUGCACCGCAGCGAGGUGAUACUGUUGAUGAGUAACAAGGUGGUUGAUGUUGUGCUCUAUACUUGUCCUCAUUGUGAAAUUGAUUCAAAGGGUAAAAAUUGUUUCCAUGUAUGAUAAAGUUUAUACUACCUCGAGAUGAGAUGUUACAUUCUAAUAAACCAACUUGUGUUUAGAAAAAAAAAUUGUCCAUUUUUCUCAUCCAGUAUCUUUCUAGUUUCAACGAUACUGUAUGGAAGUUUUGAAUGCAAUGUGUGCUUAUAAUCAUUAAAGUGUGUCGUGUCCGAGAAAGAUAUCGUAACUAGCUGACAUGUUUCAUAUUUUGAAUGAACUUUGACAUCAAUCUUAAUUUCUUAA
Molecule: messenger RNA, 1386 nt
Organism: Papaver somniferum (opium poppy)
Lineage: Eukaryota; Viridiplantae; Streptophyta; Magnoliopsida; Ranunculales; Papaveraceae
Product: ATP-dependent Clp protease proteolytic subunit-related protein 4, chloroplastic-like
Exons: 7
Coding region: 70-972 (300 amino acids)
Biological process (GO): protein quality control for misfolded or incompletely synthesized proteins
Cellular component (GO): endopeptidase Clp complex
Molecular function (GO): serine-type endopeptidase activity; ATPase binding; ATP-dependent peptidase activity
Source: RefSeq, a predicted model, not a curated record